AUGUCUACAGUCUGCUACAUUGUUGCUUUACCACAAACUCACUUUUAUUUAACUCGAUAUUCAAGCGGAAGCGCUUUUCAUCGAUUCAUUACAAUCAAGAUGCCAAUCUAUUCAGCAACCACAAUCUUUUAUAUAACAUUACAAUCAAUUAGCCUCAUAUUGAUAUUAUUCUUAAUUUUUUCUCUAUUGAGGUCAAAACCACAUUUUACAAAGUGGACUCUGUUUCAAUUGUUUCUUUCAGCAUUCGGAAAUGGCUUGUCUGCUUUAUUACCGAUAGUUAUGUAUGGGGAUGAAUUGGAUAUUCGAGCAUUCGAAUCUUCAGUUUGCAUAAUAUCAAGUAAACUUGCAAACCUCACAAUGUAUCCUUUAGAAUUCUUUGCAUUAGUGAUCAUAUUCUAUUUAUGGCACGCGUUAGUCAAGCGAAGUAUUGACAUUGAAAAGAAAACCUUUGUUUAUUUUUCUGGAACGAUUUGGAUGUAUACCAUUGUGUAUAACAUAUAUGAGAUGUUUCGUUUAAGACAACAAAAAAAUUGGGGUGUUAGAACAUCAUUUUUUAAUUGCAUAACAACACAUAGUGUACGUAACUAUUAUGGAUAUGUAAUACCGAUAUCCAUUCUAUCUUUUAUCGCGAUAAUUAUGACAUGUCAUUCAACUAUUAUCUUAUAUGAGCGUUGGAGAAAUUUCAAUUGUAACAUGAAUAGAACAACAGCGAUUAAAUUAGGACAUGCAGUUCGUUUACACAUUUUGUGUAUAUCAAUCAUAGUCCUUACAUUACUUAACCUUAUCCCACGAAUCUUUUAUUUGGAAACAACAGUAAGCUAUUUUGCAGCAGCACUCGUGAAAGCAGCAUUAUUUCUUCCAUUUUGUUAUUAUGUUCCUCCAGACAGAUCAGGAAACGAAUUAUUGCAAGCCGACCAAGAGGAGUAUAAUUUCAAUGUUUAA
Funneliformis geosporum is the source of this 942-nucleotide messenger RNA. Lineage: Eukaryota; Fungi; Glomeromycota; Glomeromycetes; Glomerales; Glomeraceae. The record is from the annotation of a GenBank genome assembly.